Molecule: messenger RNA, 287 nt
Organism: Trichechus manatus latirostris (Florida manatee)
Lineage: Eukaryota; Metazoa; Chordata; Mammalia; Sirenia; Trichechidae
Gene: BANF2
Product: BANF family member 2
Exons: 2
Coding region: 3-275 (90 amino acids)
Molecular function (GO): DNA binding
Source: RefSeq, a predicted model, not a curated record
AGAUGGAUCACAUGUCUCCCAAGCUGAGAGCCUUCCUUUCUGAACCUAUUGGAGAAAAGGAUGUUGGCCGGGUGGAUGGGGUCAGCGGUGAGCUUGCAAUCAAUUUGGUCACCAAAGGUUUCAGCAAGGCCUACAUCUUGCUGGGACAGUUCCUUCUGAUGCACAAGAAUGAAGCCGAGUUUCAGAGGUGGCUCAUUUGCUGUUGCGGUGCCACUGAGUGUGAGGCCCAAGAGAGUUCUAAUUGUCUGAAGGAGUGGUGUGCCUGCUUCCUGUAGACACAGCCCUCA